AUGCCAGAUCAAAAACUACCUACUCAGAUUCCCAUUAUGUCGAGAUCUGGACAAGAACGCAUUAUCGAUUGCGAUAGCUUGCCAGAUAAUUCUGAAGAAGUUUGUAAUAUGUUGAAAGAAGAUAAUGCCCAAAUGACGGCUUACUUACGUUUGGCGCUAUAUUUCAAUAUUAAUAGAAUGGCUCCUAAUAUGGCUAUUGCAAUUCUUAAGAAAGGGCUUUCCCUACCGCGCGGUUCUAACGACGAAAAGAUCAGAUUAAAUAAUCUAUUAGUUAGCUUAUAUUAUAAAAUGGCAAAAAAUACAAAAGGCAAACAACCAAAACAAGAUUUGUUAAAUGAAGCGAUUAGGCAAUUAAAUACUGUUUCCUCCGUCAGUGCUCAAAAUCCAAUAACUUGGGUCGUGAAAGAUGCUGCUUAUACUGCAUUUAAAAAUGCAUAUAAUCUUUCAAGUCAUAACAUUCCUGCAUUGUUUGGCAUGGCUCGCAUUAAGUAUCUUCGUCAAGAAUAUAAAGAGGCUCUUAAACUUUAUCAAGAAAUUUUACGAUUAAAACCUGAUCUCACAGAACCUGAUCCGCGUGUUGGUAUUGGCCUCUGUUUUAAUAAAUUACAAAAUUUUGAUGAAGCUAUCGCGGCAUUUGACAGAGCUCUUGAAUUGAAUCCAACUAAUAUAUCUGCGAGUAUCCUUCUCGCUACCCUUGAGCUUGAUAUCUCUAAACAAUACGAAGAAGUUGACGCACAUGAUCGAUUAACUAAUUUUGUUUCUGCAAUGAAUCGAGCAAAUAAAGUCAUUGAGAUGACUCCUACCCAUUCCAGUGCAUUGAUUUUACUGGCACACGGUUUUUUCUUUCAGAGAGAUUUCAAAAAUCUCAUCACAGCCGCAAGACGUGCCGAGGAAAAUACUGAUUCGAAACCUAUACUAGCUGAAGCGCAUUUUCAUCAAGCUAGAGCUUAUCAUGUUAUGGAGGACUAUAAAAAAGCCCUUUACCAUUAUACUCAAGCUAUUAAUUACAAUGAAAAUCAUUUGCUUGCAAUUUAUGGCUAUGGUCAGAUGCUAAUAAAAUUCGGCCGUUAUGAGGAAGCCAAAAUCAUAUUUGAGACAUUGAGGCGUCAAAAUCCAAAUUUUCUUGAUGUUGUAACAAUCUUAGCGAUUUUGGCUGCAAAUACUGCCCUCGAAGAAACUGAUUCAUCGAAAAAAGCGAGCGCUUUUGAAGAAUUUAAUAAAAUAACGCAAGCUAUUAAUGAAGGCUCAUACGAUAAUCCAGAAAUAUUUAUAGUCAAAGCACAUGCAAUUGAAGGCAAAAAUGCUUAUAAAAGUCUUCAAGCAUUGAAGUUGGCUGAAUCUAUGUAUAUUAAAGCCAAUGAACCAAUCCCGCUUGAACUGUUUAAUAAAAAAGGCAACCUGCAUUUUAAACAGGGUAAAUAUGCGGACGCGUCUGAAUGUUAUAGAGAAGCCUUGAAAAAAUGCGAGCAGCUUCCUUCUCCGCAAUCGGAUGUUAGAAUAACUCUUUUUUAUAAUUUGGCACGUUCUUAUGAGGCCUCACAUAAUUUUAAGGAGGCCCAGGAUUUAUAUAAUCAAAUUAUUAAUGAGCAUCCUGCAUUCAUCCCAGCUCGUUUACGUCUAGCUGCAAUUGAAGAAUUCCAUGGUAACAAUGCAAAAGCCAAUGAUAUUUAUCAUGAGGUCUUGGAGUUUGACGAGAAUAACGUUGAGGUUCGCAAAAGAUUGGCAGUAAAUCAACUAAGACAGGGUGAAAUCCAUGAAUCUCGUAGAAGCCUUGAGAUGAUUCAUUCAGAGAAUAAACAUGAUAUAGUUGCCUCAACUGCGUUAGGUAGCCUUUUUCUUUUCAAAGCGAGAUCACGUAGGCAAGAUAAAGAGGCGCGUGAACUAUCAUAUAAAAGGGCCGUUGAAUAUUUUCAGAAAGCCCUGCAAAAAAAUCCGAAAAAUGUAUGGGCGGCUAAUGGAAUAACAGUUGCUAUUGCGGAGUCGGGUAGAUUUAAAGAAGCAAAAGAACAAUUCUGGAGGUUAAAAGAACAUAAUCCUGUACCCGAAAUUACUAUUAAUUACGCUCACGUUUGCAGUCAAAUGAACGAGCAUGAGACUGCUAUUCUUUCGUACGAAGGAGUUUCCAAAAAGUCACAACAUAAAGAUGUGUCUGUGUUAGAAUGGAUUGGUCGUUCUUGUUAUCUUUUGGCCAAAGAGACAAAGAAUUUAAAUAAAAUGGACGAAGCCUUAAUUUGGACCGAGAAGGCCCUAAGACUUGCACCGACAAAUAAACUUAUUGUACAUAAUGUCGCGCUUAUACAACAAAGCAGAGCACAAUUAAUUGGUGAACCAGGAGUAGUGCGAUCUUCAACAGAAUUGAUGAGCGCCAUUGCAGAUGUUGAAUUUAAUGAUGGGUCGCCACACGUUACUUUUGAUAAGGAGGUUUUAAAUCAGCGUAUUAAUUUUGGACAUUCUACUAUGGAAGAAGAACGUAAAAAAAGAGAAGAUUUGGAAAAAGCUAUAGAGAAUCAAAAAAGAAUUGAUCAACAAUUACGUGAAUACACCGAAAAACAGAGUGAGGUUUGGGGAGAAGAAUCUAAAAAACGUAAAAGCAGAAAAUACAUAGAUUCUGAUGAUGAAGAUCCAGAGCCUUUUCAGAAGUGCAUAUAG
Molecule: messenger RNA, 2649 nt
Organism: Dentiscutata erythropus
Lineage: Eukaryota; Fungi; Glomeromycota; Glomeromycetes; Diversisporales; Gigasporaceae
Source: the annotation of a GenBank genome assembly